Tauraco erythrolophus (red-crested turaco) is the source of this 526-nucleotide messenger RNA. The record is from RefSeq and is a predicted model, not a curated record. Lineage: Eukaryota; Metazoa; Chordata; Aves; Musophagiformes; Musophagidae.
UGAAGAGAGUUACAAUGUCACAGAUUAUUCUCUAAGGGACCAGCUGGUGGUACAACAAUGCGACAGCGAGGACCUGACUUCUUCUCCUGUAAAGAACACUUCGACGAUGCUCUACUCGCGGCAGAGCUCUGCAGCUCACCUCUUCAGGCUGGCGGUGCUCAGUAACCACGCAGGAGAGAAGGUGGAGAUGCUCCUGGGAGCAGAGACUCAGAGUGACAGAGCUCGCUGGAUUACGGCGCUGGGGCAGGACAGAGACCGGCAGCAAACGGACAGGACGACUUUGACUCAGGUAGAGAUCAUCAGAACUUACACAGCAAAGCAGUCGGAUGAACUGUCUCUUCAAGUGGCUGAUGUUGUUUUGGUUUAUCAACAAGUAAAUGAUGGCUGGUAUGAAGGGGAACGCCUGCGGGAUGGGGAAAGAGGCUGGUUUCCCAUGGAGUGUGCUAAAGAAAUCACGUGUCGUGCCACGAUCGACAAGAACAUGGAACGGAUGGGACGCUUACUGGGACUUGAAACCAACGUGUAG